UAAACAAAACCCAUGCCUUUCAGGCUUUAAGCAACUCCCAAAAUCUCUCCCCCCUUUGGAUUGUAGUGGAGUGUCUGUACAAAGACUGCUGCUUUUGCAAUUUCUUGCCUGUUUUUCAGCUAAUUUCAGAAGGGAAUAUCUAAAAAGCCUCUGUCUUCCUCUCCAGAAUCUCAGAUGCGCUGCUAAUGAAAUCUUGCUCAGCUGUUUAAAGGGAGCGUAUUCGUGGGAUGGAAAUUCUUUCGUGCCAUUCUGGACUGUGUUGCUAUGAUGUGAACUUUUUUAGCAGAGAAACGAGUGACAGAAGUCUGAGUUCGACUUAUCCAAGGCAUUAUUCGAUUUUACAACAGAAAAGUUUGUGUUGCAUUGUUUUCAAACCUAGCCAUUUGAGAUCGUCCCCCUUGGAUCAUUUUAGAUCGAACAAAUUUUGCACUAUUGGUGGUUUUAAGGGAUUACGAAAUUCUGGUUCCAGUCUCGUCGGUGGAACCUAUAACUCUUAUAUACUUGAUCGGGAAGAGGGUGCCCGCAGCAUAACUGAUACUGGGAAAGUACCGAAAAUUUUGAUACCUGGUUUGCCAGACGAGUCCAAGGGUGAAUACGCAGCUCCAAUUAGCAGUUGCUUCUGGGAAUGGAAGCCUAAACUGAACGUUCAUUAUGAAAAGUCAGGGUCUGAAAAUGUGAAUUCCCCGCCAAUACUUUUUCUCCCUGGCUUUGGUGUUGGCUCCUUCCACUAUGAAAAACAGCUGAAGGAUCUUGGCCGUGAAUUCAGAGCUUGGGCGUUAGACUUUCUAGGGCAGGGUAUGUCAAUGCCAAGCGAAGAUCCAACUUUGCAGUCGGGAGUCAUAGAUAAGUCAAAAUCAGCUGGAGAGGAUCUCGUCUGGGGUUUUGGAGACGAAGCUCAACCUUGGGCAAAAGAACUCGUUUAUUCUAUGGACUUGUGGAGAGACCAAGUUCACUCUUUUAUCGAAGAGGUAAUAAAAGAACCGGUUUACAUUGUGGGAAAUUCACUCGGAGGCUACGUUGCACUCUACAUUGCAGCAAGCAAUCCUCAUUUGGUGAAAGGCGUGACUUUGCUAAACGCAACACCUUUUUGGGGUUUUCUUCCUAAUCCUAUCAAGUCUCCAAGAUUAUCCCGAAUGUUUCCAAUGCCAGGGACAUUUCCUAUUCCAGCACCCGUUAGAAAGAUGACAGAACUUGUAUGGCAGAAAAUUAGCGAUCCUGACAGUAUCACAGAGGUUCUUAAACAGGUUUAUGCGGAUCACUCUACGAACGUCGAUGGAGUCUUUUUUCGUAUACUUGAGACAACGAAGCAUCCUGCUGCAGCAGCAGUGUUUACUUCGAUAAUGUUUGCUCCUCAGAGCCAAUUAUCAUUCGACGAGGCUCUUUCUGGGUGCCGAGCGAACAACAUACCAAUCUGUCUCGUAUAUGGGAAGGAUGAUCCGUGGGUGAAGCCUAUCUGGGGCGCACAGGUGAAAAGGCGACUGCCCGAAGCUCCAUAUUACGAAAUUAGCCCUGCUGGUCACUGCCCCCACGAUGAAGUCCCAGAGGUUGUGAAUUUUCUACUACGCGGGUGGAUCACAAGCUUGGAGUCGAAGGGCUCGGUUGCAUUGCCUCUUCUUGAUAGCCCGGAAAGCGCUGCAUUGGACUUUUUUAAAGAGCUGGAAUUCGUUCGAGAGGGAUUGAGAAAACCAGUAAAUGUACAGUUCUAUGGAUCCAACUUCUCGUUCUGGAAAAGGUUUGGCUCAUACCUUAACCUUCCAUUCCAAGGCAAUGAUCGUCCAAAAAUUUGGAAGCAGGAGGAGAUAUAAUCAUGGUUCUAAGAAAAGUUGUUACUACAAAGGCUUGCAGACUAUUUUUUACAUCUUAAGUUGCUACAUACC
Messenger RNA from Ipomoea triloba (trilobed morning glory), 1877 nucleotides. RefSeq names its product pheophytinase, chloroplastic-like. Bases 228 to 1805 code for a protein of 525 amino acids. Gene Ontology annotation, cellular component: chloroplast. Gene Ontology annotation, biological process: chlorophyll catabolic process. The record is from RefSeq and is a predicted model, not a curated record. Gene Ontology annotation, molecular function: pheophytinase activity. The transcript has 7 exons. Lineage: Eukaryota; Viridiplantae; Streptophyta; Magnoliopsida; Solanales; Convolvulaceae.